Molecule: messenger RNA, 557 nt
Organism: Rhodamnia argentea
Lineage: Eukaryota; Viridiplantae; Streptophyta; Magnoliopsida; Myrtales; Myrtaceae
Exons: 3
Coding region: 143-466 (107 amino acids)
Source: RefSeq, a predicted model, not a curated record
AGCGGUGGCCAGGUCUCUACUUCCUUCUCCGCCAUUUUCCCUCUGCAACUGAAGGGCCGAUUUCAUAAGAUCGAAAGAUGCAGAGGAGACGACUAGCGACCCAUUCGUAAGCGUAAAAGUCGUACGAGAGGUUGCCAUAAGGAUGUCAAGGCCGUGGCUCCUUGUUUUCCUGCUUUUGCUGAUUGUGUUUACGUCUCAGUUUGAGUGGAAGCAACAAUUUGGUAAUGAGAAUGAUAUGACUCCGAACAAGUCACAGAAGGAGCAAUAUGUUUCCGAAAGGGAAGAAGCCGUGAAAGAAAAGGUUAUCCUCUCUCAAGAGAAAAACAUUCAGAAACUCAAUGAGAUUGUCCAAACUCUCCGCCAACAGCUGCACCAGUGCAGGGGCGAAAAUGAUAGCAGUGGAUCUUCUGGUCCUUUAACUGAAAUACUGACAGAGCUUGAUAGGCAUCCGAUCUUGGAGGACUAGUCAUGUAACAUUACUGAGCUUCAUGAUUGUAAGUAAUUGAAUUGUGUAUUUCUAUAGGAGCAUUUUGCAUGAGUGUGAUUUACCAUGCAAA